Messenger RNA from Callithrix jacchus (white-tufted-ear marmoset), 9039 nucleotides. Lineage: Eukaryota; Metazoa; Chordata; Mammalia; Primates; Cebidae. The record is from RefSeq and is a predicted model, not a curated record.
CGGCGAGCGGGCAGGCGGCGCUCGGUCUGGGGGAGCGGGGCGGUCCCCGCCGGCGUCGCGCGCGCUGUGUGUGAGCGGGGUCGCGCGCGCGCGACAGGCGAGUGAGGGAACGAGGAGCGGCCGGGUGUGAGUGUUUGGGAGUGAGAGUGUGUGGGAGUGGGGUGAGGGAGAGGCUGACGGGCCGCAAGGCUGUGAGGAACCGGGCGAGUGUGCGAGGACGCCCGGGCUGGCUGCUGGAGCGGCGGGCGGCGGAGAAAGGAGGUGGCUCCCGGAAUCCUGACCCCCUCCCCCUCCUCUCCUUCCCCCAUUUCCAGCCGUCCGGCGGCCCGCGCUUCCUCGGAGGCCCCAGCCCGGCUCCGCCGGCCGAGAGCGAGGGAGGAGCUCCCCCCGAGCCAGAUAGACGUUGCAUCUGAGAGGAAAUAAUCCAGGCAAGGAAGCACAAGCUGAUCAAGAUGUGUAGCUCUGUGGCUGCCAAGUUGUGGUUUUUGACAGAUCGUCGCAUCAGGGAAGACUAUCCUCAAAAAGAGAUUUUACGAGCAUUGAAGGCCAAAUGUUGUGAGGAGGAACUGGACUUUAGGGCUGUGGUGAUGGAUGAGGUGGUGCUGACAAUCGAGCAAGGAAACCUGGGUCUGCGGAUCAAUGGAGAGCUAAUCACUGCCUACCCACAAGUUGUAGUAGUCAGAGUACCAACCCCGUGGGUACAAAGUGAUAGUGACAUUACUGUUUUGCGCCAUCUAGAGAAGAUGGGAUGCCGGUUGAUGAACCGACCUCAAGCCAUCCUGAACUGCGUUAAUAAGUUCUGGACAUUUCAAGAGUUGGCUGGCCGUGGUGUUCCUCUACCAGAUACUUUCUCUUAUGGUGGCCAUGAAAAUUUUGCUAAAAUGAUUGAUGAAGCAGAAGUACUGGAGUUCCCAAUGGUAGUAAAGAAUACGCGGGGUCAUAGAGGUAAAGCUGUUUUCUUGGCUCGAGAUAAGCACCAUUUGGCUGAUCUAAGCCAUCUUAUUCGCCAUGAAGCGCCAUACCUGUUCCAGAAGUAUGUUAAGGAGUCUCAUGGACGGGAUGUACGUGUCAUUGUCGUGGGAGGCCGUGUGGUUGGCACCAUGUUGCGUUGUUCAACAGAUGGGAGAAUGCAAAGCAACUGCUCAUUAGGUGGUGUGGGGAUGAUGUGCUCAUUGAGUGAACAAGGGAAGCAGCUAGCUAUCCAGGUGUCUAAUAUCCUGGGGAUGGACGUGUGUGGCAUUGACCUGUUGAUGAAAGAUGACGGCUCCUUCUGCGUCUGUGAGGCCAAUGCAAAUGUAGGUUUCAUCGCCUUUGAUAAGGCUUGUAAUCUAGAUGUAGCUGGUAUCAUAGCAGACUAUGCCGCCUCCCUUCUACCCUCUGGCCGGCUCACCCGGCGUAUGUCCCUGCUCUCCGUGGUGUCCACGGCCAGUGAGACUAGUGAGCCGGAGCUGGGUCCCCCAGCCAGCACUGCUGUUGACAACAUGAGUGCAAGUUCCAGCUCUGUUGACAGCGACCCUGAAAGCACGGAGCGAGAGCUGCUCACCAAGCUCCCAGGGGGCCUGUUCAACAUGAACCAGCUGCUAGCCAAUGAAAUCAAACUACUGGUGGACUGACUCCACUGGUAAUUAACCAACAAAACCCUUGUAAACCUUUCUUUCUUUUUUUCUUUACUAUUUUUAAAACCAACUUGCAAUGCUGUUCAUGGAGGAUGCUCAGGAAGAUGAGAGAAAAUUAGUAGGAUUAGUUGGAGGCAGUGGGAGAUAGAUGAGACCUCUGCUAAUAAGAUGUUACUUUCAUUUACAAUUCCUACAAAUAGAGAGGCAGAAUAGGUGGGAUAUAGAAAAAUGUUAGGCUCUCAUAGUUACCCUUUUAAAUUGCUAAAAAAAUUUGUAUGCUCAUAGGCCAUGAGGAACAUAUACUUUUAUUUUUAUGGUUCCUUGCUUUUGUUUUUGUACAAAAAAUGAUUUCGCUACAAAUAUCCAAGUAGCAUAACUUCACAUUGUGUUGCAAAAUAUGUCAUCAGUGAGGAAAACAUCUGUCUAAAUUACAGGAAUUCUUGUAUUAUAUAGCUCUUAAAAUUCUGCCAUUUCCUUAUUAGUAGCUUUAGUUUAUAGUUUAUGAAAUCUUGAGGGGCUCUUUUACUGGGAUUUCUUAUUUUUGUGUUUUGUUUUUUCCCCCUUAAUUUGGUGGGAGGGUCAAAGUGAAUAUAACCUAAUAAAGGCUUCUUAAUGACAAAAUUGGCAUGUUUGCAUGAUGAAAUGGAAAUGAACAGUAUUGCAAUGUCCGGUAUACAAAAUAACAUUUAUUCAAUGUAGAUAAAAUUACACUAGUUUAAAAUGUGCAUUGACUUGUAUUUGUUAGUGUUUUAGUCUUUUAUGUGCUCUGUUAAUGUUGCUUUUUUUUUUUUAAAUACAUGCUAGUCUAACAUUUCCUGCUCUAUGCCUGCAUCUUUAACAAUGGCCAAAGUGAAGAAAACGCUACCUUUUUUGUUAACAAGACUUGAAAUGUGUACAUUUAAAGCCUUUUACUUUUUCCCUUUUUCUUUUGGUGGUUGGGCAUUUAAGGACAAGGAAAAAUACUUUUUGGGGCAAAUCAAGAGCCUAUAUGAGUUCUAAGUUUAAAGCUGAAGUGAUUUCUAAUGCCAGCGUUACAUAUUUGCAUUUUUCACAUUUUAGAGGGAGUAUAUAUGUAUGUGUGUGCACGCAUGCAUGUGUAUGUGUUUUGCUUUUUUAUUUACAUCAACUAAUCAAAAAGGAUAAUUUAGAAAAUGGAGCAUGAUGGGAAACAGUUUUUGACUUUAAAAAACAGAUGAGUUGUUUUCAUAAGUAGAUUCCACUGGGGUAGAGGUAUUCACCUUAAAACAUAGGGUGAAUAGAUGCUUUUUAGGCCUUUUGUGUAUAUGUAUGUUCUUUGUUUUUUUUCCUUUUGUUUCUAAACUGUUCAUUGUAUGGUUUAUUCAAGGCUACAUGCUUUUCUUUAAUGCUUCUGGCUAUGCAUUUUCUCUUUUUACAUACAGGAGUUGGGAUUGGGGGUGAGUUGGAUGUUUUUGUUGGGGGACUUAGUAGUAUUGAGUCUCUUAUAGCCCUACUCUUAAGCCUUCAAUACUGUCCACUCUUUAUAUUUCUUUACUUUCAGAAUUUAUAAAAGCCCCCAAACUGCAUACAAUUUGAGCCUUUAAAACAUGGGUAAAACUAAUCCCACUGAUGGGUUUGGAUGGUAUCUUAAGAAAUGGAGAUGCAGCAGAGCCCAACGUAAUUUUUUAAACAGCAAGUUCCAUCUCCCUACAAAUCCUCUGAAGCUUUUACCCAAGCCCUUUCUUGCCUCUCCAGUGCUAUUUUCCAUCAGAUGGACCUUAAGCAUAAUUUCUUGGACACUACUAGAGAGACUUCGAGGCAAUAAUAAAAGAUCAGUAUUAACCACCUAUAACAGAGGUUUGAUCAUGCUUACUGUACAGUUUUUCCCCUAUUUUAAAAAGGAAUGUAAUAAAAUUUGUUUUUUCCAUAGAAUUAAAUAAUAUUAAAAUUGAGUGAAAGGUUGAUUGUUGAUGAAUAGAAUAGUAUUCAUCUGUGCAGUGUCUCAUUUCACCUCAGAGAAAAGGAUACAUAAGAGGAGUUUGUCAUUUAUCUUAGGAUAUUCUAAUUGCAUUUAAAACAACUUAUCUUGCACAGGGUAAUUGGGGGACUCACAUACAUAUAUUAGUAUCUCUGACUCAUUAACAGAAAGAAAUACUUGGUACUUCUUUCACUGAAUGACCAUACUGUGGAGGAUGCAUACUAUUUGCUAUAGAGAAAUAAAUGAGGAAGAAAGAACUGCCUAGUUAAAUUAUCAUUCAUAUGUUCAUGUAGAGACCAUCUGGUUGCCAUGUGUAUUAUAACACAUACACUUUGAAUAGUUAUAUAUCACAGAUAUGUAGAUUAAUGCAUUUAAAACAACCUCUUUAUUGAUGAAAAUUUCAAGUUUGUGUUGGUGGGGUAAGGCAUCAGGAAAAAUGUAGUAAGCCAUCUUUUAACUUAUACCAAAUUAACCAGCUAUAUUAUAGGAAAUAUGUGAAAUUAGUUCAUUAGUUUUAUUCACUAUGUAUUAUGCAUUCACAUAAUAUUAAAACAUAGCUUUAGCAACCAGUUUCUGGAUUAUACACUUACAUGUUAGAAAGAAAAGAACAGUAGUUAUUAUCUUAGAUGUUAAAAACAUGGAUAUCUUCUUGAAUUCCUUCAAAAUUAAGGUAAAGAAUAAGAGCAAAUCAUUCUGGAAGAACCCUAAGGAAACAGCAGCAGAUAUUUAGGUGAAAAUUAAAUUUAUUUUCAUAAUUGUUUAAUAACUUGUAUAAUCUUCAUUGCUUAUUAUGAGGUAAAAUGUAUUUAUCAAAUAUGUGUAAUGAUAAAAUCUGAAUUGUAAAAUUUUUGUAUAUUGUUAAAAUUGUAAUUCUAAAUUGUACUUCAAAAAUAAUUAUUUCUGAUUGUAUUUAUGUCACCCAUGAUGAAAACUGGACUAUAUAUAUACAUCUAAACAUAUAAGUAUGAACUAUUCUAGUUAAAAUUUUUAAUAGUUUUUUUCUUUUUUGGUGCCUAUAAUUUCUGCUGGCUUUUCUCCAAUGAACAUUGAAAUCUUUCUGUAUGUGUUAUCAAUAAGAAAACUACCCUGGAACAUUAGAAAAAACCAACAAGAGACUUGGCUUUCAUCAAGCGCAUUAUCAGACUUUGAGAAGAUACUGAAGGCAUUGACUUUGAAAAUCAUCUCUUUUUCUCAAGAAGAAAGCAAUGGAGAAGCAAAUUUGCUUCAUUCAGUGAAUCCCCAGUUUGGGGGCUGGGGGGCUUAGAGACAUUGUAAAAUCAAAUCUUGUGUUAUAUUUUUCUCCUGGCUCACUUUUUUUGAGAAGGUUUAUGGGCUAUUUGGCUGGUGAGACACGAUCCCCUCCUAAGAAAAUGUAGGUGCUCAGACAGGUAACCUCUGCUGCUACUGUUUUUAUUUGUUUGUUUGUUUAAUUUUAUUUAAGAUUUGUUUUUGUUGUACUAGGAUUUUUUAAAAUGUAAUAUAUUGCAGGAUUUAUAACCAGGUUCACUGACUGCUUGCUUGCUUUCUUUUUCUUUUCUUUUUUUUUCUUCUUAAAAAAAAAAGCAAAAAACAAAGUUUUAUUUAAAAUACAUUUAGGCACCCUUGGAGCUUGGAUUUUGGAAUGUUUCAGUAGUGGACAGAAAUCUGCUGUUGGAAUCUUCUAGUCUUCCAGGUUUAAUUUGAAAUGUUUUUAGUUUUAUUUUGGAUUUUUGUGUGGCAUUUUAUUUCCUUUAUAUCAAUGCCAUUUUGCCAUGCUGUUUUGGGGUGGCUGCCUAACUCUAGUGAAAAUUCUUUCUGUAUUAACGAAAGUUUGGCCUUUGAAAAUCCUUAAUGUUUUGCAUUUUUUUACAUUGUUUUUAAAGAAAUAUUCUAACUGCUUGCACUGUUACUGUUCUUUACCAGCCUUUUCAGGAGCCAAAAAAACAAAUACAAACAAACAAAAAAAUACCCAGAGAAAAAACUUUCCUUCUUCCCCCUUCCUGAUGAUGAGUGAGAAGUAUUGAGAACUUUCGGGGUCAUUGCCCUUCUAAACUCCCCUUCCCCCAAUAAUGCAGCUGUAUAAUGAAUGGUAAAUGCACCGGUUUGGAUUCAGGCACAACCGAGCCUGCUUGCAGGUAAUUUAACUCUUUCUCCUUUCUUUCCACCACUAGGCUAACUUUCUUUUUUUAAAAACUUCUCCUUCUUUAUGUACUUUAAAAAGUAACCAUGGGUUUGUCAUAAUUCUCAAUUAAAAAUAAAUAUAUCUAGCAAAUAAUACAGUUAAAGAAGAGCUUUUCUGGGUAAAGUUUGACUUGGUUAUGAUAUACUCAGGACUUUCUUGGAAUUUUGUUUAGCCAUUUAGAUGACUCCAUUUCUUGAAUAUAUGUCUAUAAUUAAAUAUUUCAGAGUGUGAAUUUUUUGGCUUUGUUUUUGUUUUGGGUUUAUUUGUUUCUUCCAUUGUGCUACUCUGGCUUAAGCUUUUUCAGGGGUUGGUGUUCCGAAUACACAGUGAGCUCACAGUAUAAAGACAUCAAUUAGGAGUUGACAGGUAUGGAAAACUAGAGCUUUGAAAGGUAAAAUUAGGUUGUAGGUUAUAUAUAUGGUAAAAACCCAACAAAGCAUUUGUUUUUCUUAGUGCUUCUCUUUCUGUGACAUUACAAAAGUGAAAGGGAAUAAUAAGACAAAGAUAAUACAAAACAUUUUAGUUCUUUCAGGAGGAAUGUGAUUUCAGAAGUAAUCAUUUUGGCGGUUCUAAGAUACUAGUUCUAACAAGGAGAUGUGAGCAGUUUGAGAUGAUCAGAAAAUCAUGGUUUAAACAUUCAAAAUUACAGGUUCGAACAGAUAGGAGGGCAGUUCUGAAGUACAAGAUGGCUAAGCACAUUAACCAAGGACAUAAAUUGUCAGGGAUAGGACUAUAUACCUUGUCCAUGUUAAUAGACUUUCUGUUAGGUAAUAGACUAAACUAUCCUCUCUGCUGUCUUUACCCCGGUCUGCCUACCCUUUCUUCUUUUCUCCUAUCCUUUCUAAAGUUUUAGCUCUGAGCUUUUAUUAUUUUGGGGUAUUACCAUCUUUCUAAUAGGUAGAAUUUUAGUGAGAGUAAUCAAGACCUUUUCAAGAUAAGAUAUACUUCUGCAUAAUUUCAUCCUGUGGCUUUAGACGUACUAUCCAAAGAGGCUGUACGUCCAGCAAGUCACUAGUUAGUAAACAGGAAGUCUUGGCUUGGAAUGCUAUUUCUGUAGCUGAAGGAAGACAUGUGAUCAGUGAUUAACCUGUUCUAUGCUUCAGUUGACUCUUCUAAGAACAGUCAUUCCCCUUAAGGAUCUUACGACAAAGAUAUUUAUCUGUUGAAUUGGAAUUUACUAACAAAGGGGUCCCAGCUGCGCUCAUGAAAGAAUUUGUGAUGGAUACUUAAAAAAAAAAAGGGCUUAUUCAGGAGAGCCUUGUUCUCUUGCUGAUAUGAAUGACUAACACUAGAAUAUACAAACUAUGUGAUUGUAUAAGGCAUGGAGAGUUUAACAACCUCCAGUCAGCUGCCUGUUGGAAUACCACUGACUUGUUAAGAAUGAUCUUGCGUUUAGAUAUUACCAUAUUCAUACCUACUAGGUGAGCCUUAUAUAGCAUAUAUACCUGGCUGCUAUUGUGGGGUUUGGGAACAUGAGGGGUGGGUGAACUGUUGUUGUUUUAGGUUUCAGUCAGACAGACAUCCCUGUGCCUCAGUUCCCAGAAGCACAGCAGGCCUCUAGGAGCAUCCGUGGGAACGGCGCAGUCCUGACAUCACCAACUCUCCUGCUCAGGCUCAUCCCAUAUACAGAGGUCAAAGGGUGGGGUUUGAGACUGGGGGAAGGAAUGAGAAAGUAGAAGCAGUGUCACUGCAGCGCCACUGUUAACUAGUCUUUGGUGCUUAUGUCAGUGUUUGUUUUAUUUCCUAAUUCUUUUAAAGUUGGCAAAACUGCAUAUUUUUAUCUCGAUGAAGUCAGUGGGAGGGUGGAACAAAAACAAACCAUUACUGCUAUUUGUAGUUCAUUGCCAGAGACUGUCCCUUAACAGCUAAUAAAGAAUAAAUUUGGAACGUAGACCUAGAUGACAAAAAGAAUGGGAAUAGAAAUGAAUCCCAGGAUUUUUUUUUUUACCUUGUCCUAACAAAGUGGCAGAGCCAAAGUAGAAUCCCAGGAUUUUAACAAACAGAAGACAUUUAUGCUGUGUUAAUCCCCAGUUCUACAACUGCUAUUAUAUUUGUCAUUCUGUCUCCCUUUUUCCCCUAAUUCUUUUAUGUAUGUAUAGUUUGAGGAAAUGUGCAUUUAUGGUUAGUUCUUUUUAGAGGACUUAAUGAAUUUAUUGCUCUUUUGCAAAAAAUAUACCCACUGCUUAUAUGGGCAUACAAAUGCUACCCUAUUUUAAAUGUAGGUGGCGUAUGUGUUCGUGUUUUAAUGUAUUCAGAGCCUUGGGCAAUAAGCAGUCCAGAACAUUGAAAACUCAAGCAGGUAAAGCACCUAACACCCUUAGUUUCUAGAGUUACUUUAAAAAACUUCUGCAUUGCUGCAUCUUCCACAGUUCCUUGGGUAGUCUCUGAACUUAAAAUUUGUAGGAGUUGUAGACUGCCUACUUCAAAUGUUAUGGUAUUUAUUCAUAGAUUGUAGGAGUAGGUAAAGAAGGAAACAAAAAAAAAAAAUGGCUUCUUGAGAUGGCAACUGCUGAGUGGCUAAAUCUUUCCACUUCCUUUCUUUUUACUUUUUUUGUAAAUUUUCAUAGUUUAGCAUGAACAUUAGUCAUACAGUGUUUGAUUUUCUGUGAUUGGGAUUCUUGUUUUUGAUUUUUGGAGGGAAGGUCUUGGAGAAACAUUAAAAAGUUGGUGUAUAUGCAAAAAUACAAAAUGUUAAACAAAAUUUUUUCUAUUUAAUCUAAAUAGUAAGCAAUAAUUUUUUCUAUAUACCCUUCGGCUGCAGCAGAGAAUUAAACUGGUAGGUGGCAGCAGAGGAAGGAAUUCUUCAGAUUGAUGGCUACUGACUUAAAAUCUGCAUAGGAUAGAGCAUGACAUACCAACUGAAGCAAGGGGGGCAGAAAUGGAAGCAGGAUUAAGAUUCCUGGAUUUUGACUCUAAAUGGGUUUGACACUGAAAAGGUAUCCCUUGCUGAAUUAAAAAACGAUGCGAAAAGGCCUUUGUUUUCCCUUUAACUUCUGGUCAAGGGAGAAGAGUGGAUUCCUUAUAUCUAGUAUACCAUUAAUCCUCAUCUACCUUCCAUUUCUAUUCUGGAAUAUGAAUCCAUCUACAAGAAAGAUAAUCUUUUUAUUCUGAAACUCCUGUUCCUUGCAGAUUUUUAGGCUAGCAGUGGGUUCUUUUGAAGUAACCAGGAUCUUUUUUGCUUACCCUCACUAACAGAAUGGAUGAAGAUAGAUUUGACUGUGUGCUUUCAAGUGGAGAAUAUAAAUAUACAGAACAAGAAAGCAGUAACUCUAAUCUGUUUGAUUCAAUCUGUUUUCUAAAAUAAAGAUACCAUGCACUGGAAAUAA